AUGUCUUCUGCUAUAAAAAAAUUUUUCGAAAAAUUGCGUACAGGUAAUGCUACUUCUGAUAAGUAUCGAGAACUCACACUUCAACCGAAUCUCAUCAACGGAUUAGAAGUUCUAAGUAACAAUAAUAAUAGCUUAGCCUUACUAAAACAAUUCUUCUCAACCGCUCAAUUCCAAGUUAUUGAUGAAGAAAUUUUCAUUAAUGACACACCUGUAAAAAAAAUUGAGUCUUUAUUGCGAGCAGGUAAAUUGAAAGAACUUUUCAACUUACUGCACAUAUCCUCCGAGGUAACUACUCGCGAUGAAUACAAUUUUCAAUCGUUGCUGCAACCUGAAAUUCCCGAAGUUAACAUUUUAAAAUUUGCCGAAAGAUAUAAACAAGCGCAAUUGCAACACCCAGAUCUUGAUUUCAUAGUGACAUCAUCCGCAGACAUACAACGCAAAUUAACAACGUUGGCCAAAGAUAAAUUGAAGAUAUUUUUGAACCGACUACAAAGCAUGGCAUCGAAGACUCAAGUCGUUGAUGGCCUCUUCGCUAAAGUAAAAGUUGAUAAAGAUGUAGUGGAUAACAUUGCCGUCGCUGCUAAGUCCCGAGAAGGAUGCUAUUUGGUAAAAACAGAUAAAUCUAAAACAAAAUCAUUUAAGUUGAUAAAUCGUUCGUGUUCUCAGACAAGUGAUUUAACUCAAGAUACUUCUAGCGAAUUUGAGCCGAUUGCAGACUCAUUACCGUAUAAUUUACAAAUUUAUUUACAAGUUUUAUUAAACGAAAAAUUUUUAACAACAAAAAAAACGGAACGAGAAAAUCUCAUAAACGAAUUGGGGUUAACAGCCGCUGAAGUAAUUGAAGAAAACAUACCGUAUCUUGUAAUGAAAUAUGAGUCGAAACUCUCGAAAUAUUUUAGUAAGAACAAUUAUGGCAAUACGUUAUUUAAUCAGCUGCCAAAUGAAGACAAGAAAUCUUUGCAUGAAGAUCUUUGCAAAUUGAACCAUGGAAACCCAUGUGUUUCAUGUUCGCCACUUGCUCCACGAAAUUCAAUUGACUAUGUUGACAUUUCCAAACUUCCAGUUAAUAUGACUGUAAUGUAUGUUAAAAAAGCAACGUUACUUGAGCUUCUAGUUGAUUUUGAUGUUAACUUGUGUAUUUGUGCUUGUAGAGUAUUAUAA
This is a messenger RNA of Cotesia congregata, 1161 nucleotides long. The record is from the annotation of a GenBank genome assembly. NCBI's taxonomy places the organism in Eukaryota, Metazoa, Arthropoda, Insecta, Hymenoptera, Braconidae.